Molecule: messenger RNA, 1821 nt
Organism: Triticum dicoccoides
Lineage: Eukaryota; Viridiplantae; Streptophyta; Magnoliopsida; Poales; Poaceae
Exons: 1
Coding region: 144-1751 (535 amino acids)
Source: RefSeq, a predicted model, not a curated record
GAGGGUUUGGGAGCGUCUGCUGUUCUUAGGGCUGUAGCCCAAUGCCUAAAAUCCACAAGAACUGAUUCUGACACGAGAAAGCAUUUUGAUAAAAUUAUCCAUGUGGACUGGCAAUUGCAGAGGAGUUAAACCUUCACCACUUAAUGCACGUGUUUGAUGAGCAAGAUGAAGAAGAUGACUUUAGAGGGGUAGAUGAGAGCUCUAGAACAGAGAUAGUAAGCAUCGGAAGUGUUAUAAAUCACUCCCUCAGAAAUGAAAGAUUCCUGAUGAUUUUUCAUUACGGAGGAGAUGAAGAUAUUGAUCUCACCGAGUCUGGCAUUCCUGUUGUUUAUUGUGAAGGUAAAUUGUUAUGGACCAAUCAUGGAAGAUUUCAGUUCCCACAGAAAGAACUGAGGGUGAUGUCCAGUUCAGCUAAUAUACGUAUGUAUUUUGAGGAAGGAGAAUAUAUGUGGGAAUCACAAGUGCGUGCUUUAUUUUACAAAGAAGCUGCUGAAGUGGUUGGUUACACCGGCAUGGAUGAAAUUGACCCAUCAGUAGUUGUGGAUUGCUUUUUGUACUCACUGUUCCUGACAGAAGAACUAGGUGGAAAGUCUAGCAAUGUUGACUAUGGUUGGGCUACUCAUGCUUGCAACUACUGGAUAUGUGAUGGAAUACUUGACGGGAACAGAGCUUGGGAGGUUGGCAAUGCCUUGUAUGGAGUGAUACCAACGUUGGACUAUUUUUCAGCGGAAGCAAAAUAUUUGGCAAGUUUGUUGGACCGAAACAUAAAACCCUACCAAGGCUGGAAUUCAAUCACCUCGAACAAGCAAGCAGCACAGAAUAUCUCUGCGGUUCGUGUUAAUGCAUCAUCUUAUUUCCUAACAUUUGAGGGUGAUGGUCAGCCAGAAGAACUACCAAAUGAUAUGUUUCAACUAGCCAGCAACCUCCGUGUGCUAAAACUCUGCAAGUGUAGCUUUGAUUUUUCAUCCCCGCCUUUCCGCUGCUGCCAAAAGCUAAGAUUCUUAUGGCUUGACAAUUGCACAAGCACAGGGAAGGAGGAGGGAGAAGGGGCAUGUUUCCCUGAUUUGCUGGUGCUUGAAAUACGUAACACAAAUUAUGUCUUGUUGCCACAUAUGAUUGAACUGAUGACCAAUCUCAGGGAGCUAAAUACAAAGGGAGUCUCAUGGAGGACUCUACGUCAUCACUUCUGGAAAAAGCUACAGAAUCUUCAGAAGCUCCGGUUUACUGAAUCUUCAGAUGUGAUCCCACUGGACAAUUGCUCUGCGGUAGACAUGAUGAAUCUGGAGCUCCUUGACUUUUCUGGCAACACUCACAUGGAAUCAUUGCCUGAAAUUUCAUCAGCAGGAAGCUUGAAGGUGCUUAUUCUUGAUGGUUGUUCCAGCUUGAAGCAUGUUGCGUUCAAAAGAGCUCCUCCACUAAUUGAGAGCUUUAGCUUCGAUGGUUAUGGCCCAGCAGAUAAUUGGACUCAUCCCAUACAACUGCCAAGAAAAGAAUUGCGCCCAAAGUCUCGUGUCGAUCGAAUUGAAGAAGCCAAUGUGACAAAGAUCUCCCUAGAGGGUUGUGCUCGACUGCAUAGCAUAUUCUUGCGUGCAUUGUUCAAUCUCAAGGAGUUGGACCUGUCAGGUACGGACAUCAAAACAAUUGAUCUUGGUGCAAUGGAUGUCCCACAACUCAAGAAGCUAUUCCUGCUAGGUUGUAUGCUAUUAUGGGAUGGACGAAACCCGAGAUUGGAUGUGUUGUAUUUAUAUUAGACACUAAUCGGGGGAUGACGGGAUCAGGGGUCUGCUGUGGAGAACAGAACUCCGUUGACCUUGAGGCAUG